Molecule: messenger RNA, 2623 nt
Organism: Globicephala melas (long-finned pilot whale)
Lineage: Eukaryota; Metazoa; Chordata; Mammalia; Artiodactyla; Delphinidae
Source: RefSeq, a predicted model, not a curated record
AAUGAUAGGAUUCGGUGAAAGUCAGCGUGUCCCUCGCGGGGUUGUGAGGAGCAGAGGAGAAGUGGGGCGUGGGAGCAUCUGGGCAGUAAAGCCCGCGGGGUGCUCAGUGAGGAGAAUUUGGUCCGUGGGUGGCAUGGCCGUCCUCUGAGCGCUGGUGUCGCCCCCACCUGACAGCGGAGAAAACCGAGGCUCAGGCAGCUCAAGUGUUUGCCAAACCUCAGCGGACGCCCAGGUUCAAGCCCGGAUGCCAGCCCAGGAGGACCCGCCCGUGCCGGGGAGGGCGAGCAGAAAGCAGGGGUGGGCGACCUGGGGGGAAGUCGGGGCCAUCCGGUGCAAAGUGGGAGCGAGGGAAAGCCGUAUCCGGCCCGCGGGUCAACCGAGGUGUGGAGGGGAUUCCUGGGUCAGGUCCCAGAGCAGCUGCCUGAUGAGAGGCUGAGGUUCGGAGGCCUCACUCACCCAGCUCGGACCACAGCACGCGCCAGAGAUGCUCUGGGGGGUGGGACUGAACACCUGGCCCCGACUUGCCACCUUUGUUCAUUCAUGACAGCUUUUUUACAGCCUUACAUGAUUGAAUUCUUAACUACUGGCCUCGUAUUAGACAGAUUAACUACUAGUACGUAACUACUAGACAGGUGAAAUAGGACCAGAGGCCACAAGGAGUUGACCUGAAGGCACCUCGAGUUCUCCCAGGCUUCCUGCCUUCUUUGUUAUCAGAGAGAGUUGGAGGUUUAGAUUUUACAGAUGACAGAACCUAGCAUAGAACCCAGAGCUUCUGACUCACAGGCUGAUGUUCUUUUCCCAACUGCUCUCUCAUUAUGGAUAAAGAAACUGCGGGAAAAUCUGAACAGAGGGAGCACAAUACUGAAAUAUUUAAUUAUUCACUGGAGGUGUGAAACAGGAAGAAUAUCAAAGGGAGCAUUGCUAGAAGGAGAGCUAGUGAUUUCCAUAGAAGCAUUAAAUUCUAAGCACCAGGCAAAUACUCUUCAUUGUGUAACAACUAUUGCUUCUGCAGGAAGCAUUUUUGGCGGUUUGGUCCUCAAGAAGAUCCUAAAAGAAAUACAGUCUAUACUGCCUGGACUCUCUGCAGAGCUGAGCUGGACUUCAGAGGAAACCAGCUAUUCUCAGGACGUGUCAGGGGUAACACCCUUCCAGAUGAUUUUUGAGGUUCAUGAAAAGCCCAGAACUUUGAUGACAGAUAGCCUGGUUAUAAAGAAUUUUUUACGCAAAGUCAUCACUGUGCUCCCCAAGAUUAGAUUUAAUUUUAGUGUAAAGGUGAAUGGAAUCCUCUCCAUGGAGAUCUUUGGGGCAGAGAAUGAACCUACUUUGAACCUGUCAAAUGGAAUUGCGCUUGUCGUAAACCAUCAGCAUUAUGUGAGUACACCAAAAUUUGGUACAACUGAAUUACUCUGCAGCAGAAUCCAUCCCGUGCUAGGACAUCCAGUAAUGCUCUUCAUCCCUGAUGAUGUGGCUAAAAUGGGCUUGUUGGGGGAGCUGAUACUGACUCCAGCUGCUGCUCUCUGUCCUUGCCCAAAGGUCUUUUCCAACCAGCUGAACAGGAUUUCUUCAGCUUCCAUAUUUCUAUAUGGACCUUCAGGUCUGCCUCUGAUAUUGCUAAAUCCGGAGCAGCCAACUUCUACUAUCUUCAAAGAUACCUCUUAUUUCAUUAACUGGAAGAAACACCACUUGUGUAUGGUGCCCAAUUUGGAUUUCAAUUUAGAUAGAGAUUUGGUGCUUCCAGAUGUGAGUUAUCAGGUGGAAUCCAGUGAGGGGGAUCAGACUCAGAAUAUGGACCCCCAGGGACAAACUCUGCUGCUUUUUCUCUUUGUGGACUUCCACAGCGGAUUUCCAGUCCAGAAAAUGGAACUCUGGGGAGUCCACACUUUGCUCACAACUCAUCUCAGUGCCAUUCUCACGGAGAGCCACAGUGUGGUGCAAGAUUCCAUCCAGGUCGCUGUGGACCAGGCCUUGGAGCAGCAUCACCACGCUGUCAAGGCUCAUCAGAAACUACAGGCCUCACUCUCAGUGGCUGUGAAUUCCAUCAUGAGUAUCAUGACUGGAAGCACCAGCAGCAGCUUCCGAAAGACAUGCCUCCAGACGCUUCAAGCAGCUGACACACAGGAAUUUGGGACCAAGCUGCAUAAAUCAUUUCAUGAGAUCACCCAGAACCGAUUUCUUCACCACUGCUCACGUGAGGUGAAGCAGCUGCUCCCAGAGAAAAAUAAUACAGAGCAGAGCACAGAGGAUGCACAUGAGAACAGCAGCCUGGAGCUCCUUGCAGGGACCAGCGGGCAAGUAGAAAACAAGAGUCUCAAAAGAGGCAGCCUCUGCCAAGGAGUGGAGGAGACGCGGGCUUUCCGCUCCCCUCGGGCCCUGAACCCGUCAGAGGCCGCCUUGGGCCGCGCGGAACCCACCGCGGCUCCCCUGACCCCUAGCAGAAACAGGACGGGCCCCAGGAGCGGCCUGGAGGACGCGCUGUGGCUGCAGGAAAUCUCCAAUCUGUCCGAGUGGCUAAGUCCCGGCUCUGCGUCCUGAAUCGGGCCCCCUCCCGCCGCCUCCACGUCUGCCCCACCGCUGCCGGGGCCGCAUGUUGUCUGUAGUUCAAUAAACCUACUCUGCGCGCGCA